CGUACUAGCCAGGGUGCCAAGUAAAUUUGAUGGAAAUAUAACGAAAGUAGGUACAUUUUUUCAUAAUAUAUAACAGUCAAUGCUUAAAACGUCAGCAUGGCUUUACAUCGUUGUUAUGGCACAGGAAAUUCAGAUCUACUACAGUACCUUCAAAGAAAAGGGAUACUGAAAACCUACAAGGUAUUCAAUACAAUGAGUCAAGUAGACAGAGGGAAAUAUGUAUGUUCUGGCAAUGCAUACAUGGAUGCACCUGCUUCUAUUGGCUAUGGUGCUACCAUUAGUGCUCCUCACAUGCAUGCUCAUGCUCUGGAACACUUAGCAGAUAAAUUGCAAGAUGGAGGUAAAGUUUUAGAUGUUGGGUUUGGUUCCGGGUAUUUGACAGUGUGCUUGGCAUUAAUGGUUGGUCCAAAAGGUGUUUCUGUUGGAAUUGAACAUAUACCUCAACUCAAGGAAAUUGCAACAAAAAAUAUUGAGAAUGACCAUCCUGAACUUUUGGAAACGGGCAAAGUUGAAUUAGUUGUCGGUGAUGGUAGAUUAGGUUAUCUGCCCCAGGCACCAUAUGAUGCCAUCCAUGUUGGAGCAGCAGCACCAGAAGUUCCCGAAAAUCUUAUUAGUCAAUUGGCUCUUGGAGGUCGCAUGAUUAUACCAAUUGGAAGUAGUGGUGACCAGAUGCUGUAUCAAAUAGAUAAAACAAUUGAUGGAACAAUUCACAAACAGUCGUUGAUGGGAGUUAUAUAUGUUCCCCUAACUGACAAAGAGUAUCAAAUAAGCAAAUCAUAAAUGUGCGCAAAAUGUAAUUUGUAUAAUAAAUUAACUGGUGGUUUCAA
Molecule: messenger RNA, 827 nt
Organism: Copidosoma floridanum
Lineage: Eukaryota; Metazoa; Arthropoda; Insecta; Hymenoptera; Encyrtidae
Product: Protein-L-isoaspartate (D-aspartate) O-methyltransferase
Biological process (GO): protein modification process
Cellular component (GO): cytoplasm
Molecular function (GO): protein-L-isoaspartate (D-aspartate) O-methyltransferase activity
Source: RefSeq, a predicted model, not a curated record